ACUUGAGGUGAGGUGACUUCCGGUUUUCGUGGUUGAAGAAGGAUGCGGCGAAUCGGCUCUUGAAAUUGGACACACCCCUUAAUUAAAUCAACUGGAGUAACAGAGGAAACGGAGACAAAAUGUCACAACGACGGGCGAAAAUUGAAGCAAAUACUGAGAACAAGCACCAGUUGAGUCGGGAAAUGCGACGAAAUAAACAUGGACUUUUUAUCCAACAGAUUGAGAAAGAAGCACAGGACCGCAUGAGGCACUUGGAGUCCAAACUGGACAGUCUGCUGGCAACAGUUGACAAAGUGUUUAAAGUGGAGCUGAUGAAAAUGCCUCCUUCUCUUCAAAAUACUCUCGUAGGGGAUCUGAUCAGCCAGGAGGACCCUUCAGCCAGUGAGGUGUCUAUAGCCAUUCAGAAUGAAUCCCGUGAAAUGGCUCAUCCCCUCAAGCGAGUCCCCAGGGGACCACUAAAAUCAACCGAUUCUCCGCCAGUGUUGUCCACCCCAGUCCAGAGGUCUUCUGCCAGGAAUCCAAAGGGUGGGAAAACAACGGGCAUAAAAAGAAAUAGAACUAUAGCUACCAGCAACAGCGCUGGAAACCUCAGGGCUUCUCUUGCGACGGUCAAACGAACCCAGAGCCAUCUGGCGAGUCGCAAAACUGCCGAUCAGCCAGAACAGAAACAGAAAACGCCUAAACUCAGGUCGGUUCUGUCUGCUGGUGAGCUGUCCGGUUCAGUGGCAGGGUCUGCAGCCUACAUCACCGUGACGACAGCGCAGGGACAGAUGUUGAUGUUUUCUGAAGAGACAAAGGAGAAAAUCAACUUGGAGUUGCUCGAUGAUGUGGCUUGGUGCCAGAUUCAGAAGCUUACGAGUCUGAUGGAGUAUUUAGCACAGCACAGUCACAUUCAGUGAUAUUUGACCUGGACCAGCCUGCUGGGCUUGACUUUUUUUUUUUUUUUAAUCUGCCGUCUGCACAGUCGACUAUAAUGUGUAAUAUUAAGAAAUAUAAAUGUCAUAGUUUGCUUUUUUAUCUAAUAAAGUUUACUGGUGAUACCGUA
Molecule: messenger RNA, 1045 nt
Organism: Poecilia latipinna (sailfin molly)
Lineage: Eukaryota; Metazoa; Chordata; Actinopteri; Cyprinodontiformes; Poeciliidae
Gene: cdca9
Product: cell division cycle associated 9
Exons: 11
Coding region: 120-899 (259 amino acids)
Biological process (GO): mitotic sister chromatid segregation
Cellular component (GO): chromosome passenger complex; spindle midzone; chromosome, centromeric region
Source: RefSeq, a predicted model, not a curated record